Messenger RNA from Gossypium raimondii (Peruvian cotton), 3020 nucleotides. RefSeq lists its product as hypothetical. NCBI's taxonomy places the organism in Eukaryota, Viridiplantae, Streptophyta, Magnoliopsida, Malvales, Malvaceae. Gene Ontology annotation, molecular function: protein binding. The transcript is spliced from 8 exons. Bases 428 to 2644 code for a protein of 738 amino acids. The record is from RefSeq and is a predicted model, not a curated record.
GAACUCAACACACACUACUAAUAUUAUUUUAACUUUGGUAAGAGAAAGAAAAUCACCAAAGCCAAAAAAGCAAAAAGCAGACCAACGGACUAACCAAAGCAAUUGACUUCAAAGAGAGAGAAUUAAAGCAGACACAGACAGAACAGAUACAGAAACAAAUAAACCACCACCUAUCAACCCCCCCUUUAGAAAUUAGGAUCUUCUCCUCCUUUGUGUUUACGCCAUUCCCAACACUUGUUCUUGCUUUCAUUUAUUAUUAUUUUAUUAUUUUGGCUGUAAUUGUUGUGAGAGAAAGAAAGAAAGAAAGAAGGGGCAAGAGGGGGUUUGUUCAAGUGAGGAAAUCUGUGGUAUUCUGGGGUUUUGACCAAUUAUUUCGUGGUGACCCUGGAUUUUCAUGGAUUGAGAGGAGAGGAAACAAGGGUAUAUAAUGGGGAGUUAUUUAGAAGAAGAAGAUGAUAAAUUCUUUGAUAGCAGGGAGGAGAUUUCUUCUGCAUCUGAGGAAUGUGGUCCUAGUCCUGAUUUAGCCUUAGUUAAUGAUUUUUUGGAUAGUUUUGAUCAUUUCGAGUUCUGGUCUGCGUUCCCACAAAGUGUUGAUAAGCGUCGGCAUUACUUUAGAAGAUGGAUGGAUCUAAAUUUCGAUGGGAAUUCGAUUACCGGGGAGGUUCCUGGUAGUUCCGACAGGGAUGAACUUGAAUUGGGAAUUUCUAGAAUCUCACUAGAUAGUGGAGCUGUGCUGAGGACUUCAGGUCUUGAACAUGGGGUUUCAUCCAACCAGUCCUUGGUGUCUUCUCGGAUCGAUGAUGCUCAACAGCCUGAGGAUCGUUUUGCAUGUCAAGCCGAUAAUUUGGAUGGUCAAGUGGAAUCAGUAACAGUUGAACAGUAUCAGAAUGGAAUAAAAAGUUGUUUACCAAGUUCAAGUUCAAGUAGAUCUGUUUGUUCCCAAGUGUCUGAGCGAACUACUAUGUUGUCUCCUUUGGUUGAGCGGCACUUGGAUGGGGAGGUCAACGGAAGACCUGCAAUAGAUGUGAAAAGGAAAGUGAAAAGGAGUUGGUUAAGAAAAUUAGGUGCCAUGGCUCAUAUUGUUGAUAGACAUGUUGAUGUUUCAUCGAAGCCCGAUAAUCAUGAUUCGGUGCCCGGGGAAAGGAUGAAAAGGGUAAGACCUCAUCCAUCUAGCAAGCAUUCCAAGGAGUUGUCUUCCCUUUAUUGUGGGCAAGAAUUUGUAGCACAUGAAGGGUCCAUCUUGACGAUGAAGUUCAGUCUGGAUGGCGAAUUCCUAGCAACUGCAGGUGAAGAUUGUAUUGUGCGUGUAUGGAAGAUUGUUGAGGAUGACAGUUUAGACAAAUUUGAUAUCCAAGACCUUGAUCCGUCAUGUCUCUACUUCAGAAUGAAUCAUCUCUCACAGCUGAUUCCUCUUAAUGUCGAUAAAGAAAAUAUAGAUAAAAUUAAGAGGUUAAGGAGAUCAUCCUAUUCAACUUGCGUGAUUUUCCCACCCAAGGUCUUCCGAGUUUUGGAGAAGCCUGUUCAUGAAUUCCAGGGGCACAGCGCAGAAAUUUUGGCUCUUUCGUGGUCUAAGAAAGGGUUUCUACUGUCAUCUUCUGUCGACAUGACCGUUCGUCUGUGGCAAGUGGGAUACUAUGGAUGCUUGAGGGUUUUUUCUCAUAACAAUUAUGUAACUUCUGUUGCCUUCAACCCUGUGGAUGACAAUUAUUUCAUCAGUGGUUCAAUUGAUGGAAAAGUUCGCAUUUGGGAAGUGCUUCGUUGUCGAGUCAUUGAUUAUACAGAUGUAAGGGAUAUAGUCACUGCUGUUUGUUAUCGGCCUGAUGGAAAGGGAGGAAUUGUUGGUUCAAUGACUGGCAGCUGCCGCUUCUAUGAUGUAAUAGGUACUCGACUUCAACUUGAUGAACCGAUAUAUUUACAAGGCAAAAAAAAGUUACCUGGAAAAAGGAUAACUGGCUUCGAGUUCUCUCCUACUGAUCCAAGUAAAGUGAUCAUUACUUCAGCUGAUUCACUUGUCCGUGUCUUGUCCGGGAGAGAUGUCAUAUGCAAAGUGAAGGCAUCCGGCUUUCGAGUUGUAACGAGUCAGAUAUCUGCAACUUUUAGCCAAGAUGGGAAACAGAUCAUCUCAGCCAGCGAGGAUUCCAAUAUCUACAUCUGGAAUUACGCUAACCAGGAGAAGAACAGUUCCAAGCUGAAAAGCAUUUCGUCUUGCGAGAGUUUCCUCUCCCACAAUGCAUCGGUUGCUAUACCUUGGCGUGGAAUUGAGACCAUUCCAGCAACACUUACAUCCCUAGAACUGGAUGGUGGGGAUGUGAGGAGAAACAGCCACCCAAGCGGGCAGAAACAUCAAAGUCCAAAGGUGGAGCCGGAACAACCUAUGCCUAAUUCUUCAUCAGAUUGUUUCUCUUUAACGCGUGUUCUAUUGGAGUCAUUAACAAAGGGGUCUCCAACUUGGCCUGAAGAGACACUCCCCAACGCGAGUCCGGUGACAGUUGCAUCUGACAUGUGCAAGUUCGAGUUAAAGGUUUUGAAAAGUGCCUAUCAAAGCAUGUUGAGUUCCCACAAGUGGGGACUUGUCAUAGUUACUGCAGACUGGGAUGGACGGAUUCGAACCUACCUCAAUUAUGGUCUACCUAUUCGAUUAUAAGACCCCUCCAAAGAUUCAGCAAGCUUUAACCAGGGACUGAAUUCAUGGCUGUUGCUGCAACAGGUUAAGGUUCGUGUGGUCCCCCUCCCUGCAUGUGGGUCUGGACCCAUCUUAGAUUUGGAAGUGUAUUAGAGUGCUAUCAGUUCAAAGGGUUCGUUAAUUUAGGGUCAAAUCCAGUCAGGUCCCAACAAGUGGCUGGGGUUUAAUAUUUUGUUGGAUCACAGCUUAUAGAUAUCAAAUUUAUAUAUAUAUUAUUUUACUGAUUCUUUGAUUUGUUUGAGGGACUACGAGCUCUAAAUUAUGUGCUAACGGGCCCUUUCUUUUUGUAAGUAAUUAUUUUUAGCAGUAUAAAUGAACUUGUAACAACAUAUUUGCA